AUGUUAAAGGAGAAGCUAUUCAAGUUUAUGAACUAUUAUUACUUCAUUAAAAAUUACUACAUCUAUCACAUCCUCUUUCUGUACACAUUUUUUUUAAGGAUAACUUAUACAUACGCAGAAAUUACAAUAUCACAUUUUUUUACCUUUCUGUUGAAUAAAUAUGAAAAUAAUGAGUCGCAAAAGGAAGAGGAGGAGAAUUUUUUUUACUAUUUCACUCACUUGUUCAAUUUUAACAAUAAGAAUGAUGACAAGUUUUUAAACACGAAAUUGUUUGUUGUUGUGUACUUACCAGUGUGCUUAAAAUGCUUCUACACACUUUUCUUCGACUACAUAGCAUAUUAUGUGUACAUUCGCUACUACUUCAAAAGGAUAAAUAACAAUUUUAGGAAAAUUUACUAUUCCUCUGUGUCGUAUGAAAAUGGGGCUACUCAAAUUGGUGAUGGUUUUUUUUUUAAAAAGGACAAAGUUGGACUCAUGCACAGAAUCAAUAAAAGAAAAAAAAACUCAUAUGAUGUGUGUGCGAAGCGUCUAUCUGACAUGUCUCUCUACCAAUGCAGGAAAUAUAUGUUACGAAAAAAAAAGGCCUUUUCCCUAUGGCAGAGGAAACAAAAUUUAAGGACUAACAGAAAAAAACGCAGAAACAGAACCGUAAAAAGGGGUACCUGUAAAGAAGACACAAAGAAGAAACACCCACGCAUUAAAUUUAUUACCUGUAGAAAUAGUUUUAUAAAAAGUAAGCUCCUAAAUAAUGAACCACGGGAUGCUCAGGGUAAUAAGCUGUUCCAUAAUGUGUUUAAGAAUAGGAGGAAUAUUUUCUUUAGAAGGAAACAGAGAAAGAGAAAUGAUCCAGAGGCAGGGGUCCUUUCUUCUAGUAGCUCAACGGAGCAAGGAGCUGAGCGUAAAAAGGAUAAGUGCAUUUUUAACAAGCUCUAUAUUGGCAUGCAGAAGGGGUACAAUUAUGUGGAUAGUCUUCACCAGGGGAGGAAUAUUUCGGAUGGGACUACGGGCGUUAGUGGAACGACAAGCAUCUAUGGUAUUGGCCCAAAUGGAGAAGACGAACAUAUGAGUGACCAUGUACACUACGACACAAGCGUCGUGGAGGUAAAUGCCUUCUGCGCCCCAAACAGCUUGGUAGGAAACGCAAACGAGGAAGACCUUCACUUGCUCAAAUUUAGGUUAGCUAAUAUGGGAGAUACGCAAAACGACACAACACCAAACCAUUUUCAGAAUAGCAAUGCAGAUUACUUGGCGCUGAACGAAUCAACCCCCAUUGGGCAUAACAAUGAGAGCGGGAACUACGAAGAAAUUCGCUUUGAAAAUUUGAGGGAAAAUGUGGUGUGCAUUUCGAAGACGCAUCAUUGUAAUGGUGAUAUGGAGGAUGCUGAAAAGGACCAAAAGAGUGAGGAGGGGGAAAGCCCUCAAGGGAGGGGCGACCAAGUGCUGAUGACCCCCUCGAAUGACCUCACAAAGGGGGACAACCCAAAGGGGGACAACCCAAAGGGGGACAAUCCAAAGGGGGACGGAGGAGAUACCCCAAAUUACGAAGAGAAGAAGAUAAAGAAGUCCUACCGCACCUUGAGAGGGAGCCUAAAAAUGGACUACCUUUUUAAGGACAGCUAUGAAUUAGCAGAAAAUAACAACAUGGGGUCGGGAGAAAAUAACGAUUAUUACUAUUACAACAAAUUUAAAAAUUUUAACUACGGAAAGAAGGACAAUUUGCACAACGUGAGGGAACUCAUAAACAACAAAAUAAAUGCAGAAUAUUAUCACCUAAAAUUGAACAUACUCAUUUUGUCCUGUAUAAUUAUACAGAUCUUUAACUCAUGCAUUUUGAUACUAAUUUCGAACAACUUUAUAAGGAAAAAGGAUUUUUUUUUUCUCGUCACCGACGUUAUUUCAGAAAAUAUAUUUUUCCUGUGUGGUAAAUUUACAAACAUAUACAAAAAAGAAUUCAGCAUUAACGCCAUCUACGUUAUUCAAGUUAUUAGCAAAAUGAUAUUGAGCCUCUCAACCAUUUUUAUUUAUUUCAUAUAUCAUAUUUUUGUAAUACUUUACGAGCAUGUGAAUAUUAUGAUUAUAAACACUUUUAUUAAAACGCUGUCCAUUUUUGUCCUUUCUUUUAUUUUCCUUAAAAAUAAGGACAACUUUUUUAAUUACGAUAAUGAUGCAAAGUUUGCCAGCAUGAAUUUUGAGAAGGAAGCGGGAGCCACAACUGGCAAGGCCGCUACCUGUGAGGAGAGCGACUCUGUUAAGAUAGACAUAAAAGGGGGGGAACUAAGCAAACAGAACGGGGCAGAUAUUGUUAGGAAUGCCCCAUCCGGGGAAGUGCAAACCGGCUGUGCUGUCAAAAAGGAUCCAUCAGAAGUGAGUAACAAUGAUGAUAUACCCAACCAUAGGAGGAAUUUUAAGCAGGGAAUAUUUAGCAACUAUCUGUACAAUGAUAAGUACUAUGGGAGUUAUUUUAACUUUUCGAAGAAUAACUACUAUGGUGAAAGACUUCUUAGUGACGAUAUUGUCUCAAAGGGGUCGUCGAAGGAAAAGGCAAAAUGCGUGAAUCCCUGUUUUGUAAAACUAAAAUAUGUCACAGAAUUUUUAAACCUUUUUAAACUCUUAUCAAGAAUAAAAAGCUACCUUUUUAAGAAGGAUGAAAUGAAGUAUAGCCACAGUUACACACUGCUAACUGUGCAGGAUGCAAAAGGUGAUGAGCAGAAUGUGGAUCCAUUUUUUCGAAACAAAAGAGAAUACAAAAUUAAGAUUCCAAUUCUAGGGAACCUUAAAAAAUUAUUUAAUAUUUCUGAUAACCCUGGUUGCUAUUCGGGUGUGCAAAACUCGGGGAUUACAAAAUAUAACUCCCUAAUUGAGCAGGAAAUGGAAUAUUUACGUAAAAAAAAAAAGAAAAAACUACUGAGCGGUGGGCAAUACAGGGGACAUCUAUAUAACAUAGACAACAUGAACAGCUUAAGCAGCUUAAGAAGCUUAAACAGCGUAAAGCGCGCGAAAAAGAGAAACAUCAUCGUUAGCUAUCCUAUCAAGUUACUACUGAGCAAUUUGAACUUUUCCAACAUUUUUUACAUCUGCUUAUUGUUAAUUAUUCCAACAUUUGAAAGGAUAUUCCUAAAUUAUAAAAUUAAAAAUAUUAAACUAGAUUUACACUGCUACUGCUAUCUCAAUUUUGUGAAUUAUGUGACGGAUCUGAUAGGUCUCUACCUUUACAUUAGUUACUUUAAUGAGGAAUCCUACUCCUCCUCUAUAGUUCUCAGCUCCCUCAUCAACAUAUUCCUGAUGACUUUUCGCUUUUUCUUCUUGCACAACCGGUUUAGCCAGAUAUGGUUGCUGUUCCUGGAAACCAUACUUAAGUCGCUUCACAAGACGUUCUUUUAUAUGCCUAUUUAUAUACUAGUCACGAAGGUGUACAUAAAGAACAUUCACAAUUUGAUGUGCUCCUUCUACUCCAGCAUUUUGGACGCCAGUUCCUUCGCCUCCUACUAUUUUGAAUAUCUUAUCCUGAGCUAUUACAACAUUGACGAUUCAAAGAAUAUCUUCAUCUUUGUUUAUAUUAUCUUCCUGGUGCUGCAUCUGUUAUCGCUUGUCGUUAUUUCGAAGUUGAAGAAGACGUGA
Messenger RNA from Plasmodium cynomolgi strain B, 3618 nucleotides. RefSeq lists its product as hypothetical. Bases 1 to 3618 code for a protein of 1205 amino acids. The transcript is spliced from 5 exons. Lineage: Eukaryota; Apicomplexa; Aconoidasida; Haemosporida; Plasmodiidae. The record is from RefSeq and is a predicted model, not a curated record.